AUGUUCUGGAGCAAGUCUGAGAGCCCAAUUCGAAUCCUGGGCACGCUUCGAAUCCUGCGUAAUAAUGGAGAAGAAACUUUGUUGAGUUUUGGAGACACUGAUACAGUGCUCGCACUCAAGAGGAGGCUUAGAGAGCUUCUUGUGACGGGCAGCGAGCCGGAGCUUGUGACUGGCAAGGAGCUGACGCCACCAUGUUCUGCCAUGCGAUUGAUCUUUGGUACUGAUGUUUUGUUGGAUAACUGGGUCUUGGGUGAUCACGGAGUGGUUGAUGGAGACCAGCUGACGCUGGUCUUUUCACACGCGCCUUUGGGGAAAUUUGACUGCGUUCUGGAGACGGAUGAUCCGGAUACAUGGACUCUGGCGACCGCAUCAUUUGCGCAAGAGGGUGAUUGUUGCAUCAGCAUCGUAGAGGAAGACAUGAUUUCGAUUGACAUAGAAGAUGAGUAUGACGAGUAUGACCCAUACCUUAAUGGAUCCAAAUGGGAACAUUGGUACAAUGGUCCGGUGGAAGUUACCGGGUCUCAAUUGUGCAUUGUAGUCGAGAGCAGUCAUCGCUUGGGCUUGUUCGACUCAAUCCCAGAGCCUGGUGUCUUGCUUGGCGAGAUGUGCGAUGACGCAACAGUCAGACUUCAGUUGCCCUUUGGUUUGAGCCGUGUCACUGGUGAAGAACCCUUGAGAUGGAUCACACUACGAAAGGAAGAACGCAAAAUCUGUUCUUACCCUUCAACUGACGAAGACAGGCGACUCCCCGGCGGCGCAGUGAAUCCUGUUUGA
This is a messenger RNA of Durusdinium trenchii, 774 nucleotides long. The record is from the annotation of a GenBank genome assembly. NCBI's taxonomy places the organism in Eukaryota, Dinophyceae, Suessiales, Symbiodiniaceae.